GGCGGCUGCAGAAGCAGCGUGCGGCGCAGCUAGGACGCUAGUUCUCUCAGCUAAGUACGGUAGGUCCGUGCUGCUGUUCCUGGAUCCGUGCUGCUGUCUGAAAAGAGCACGGCCUUUCGCACGUUGGCGUGUUUGCAGGCGGUUGCCCUGGUAUGCGCCUUAAGGUAUAAGCAAUGCUAAGAUCUCCAGGACGAUAUGAUGAUGGAAUGCUGUGCACGUGGUUGGUCUUCAAAGAUACUAUGUGGAGGGUUGUUAUGCACUUAAGAAAUUGCAUCUGCUGCGUGGUGAGCUACUAGAGAGAUAUAGCAAGGUCCCAUACCAGCAUUGUAUUAGAUGAUAUCUGAAGCAGUACGGAGAGUAAUAAGGGGUACACUGAAGCUCUGUUUAUAUCAGCUUAGAUCAGCAUGGCCUUUCUUCAAUCGUGGCACCGUCAGCCAGGGGGUGAGAGCUACCCGCGCAGGGUGCUUCUUGUGACACUUGCAAUGAUUUACUCCAUCAGUGCCUCAGGCAUCGUCUUUGGAUACUCGGGACUGUACGACGUCCUGCUCUUUGAAGUCAAGGCCUUCAGCGAAUAUUGUGAGGAUGGCAAGUCCCCAUGCCCCGCGCAGCUUGACCGCCUCUCCAGAAUGUACACCAUCGGGGCAACCACGAUCUCUGGCUGCGCGUUCGUUGUUGGUCUGUUUCUAGACUACGCCGGACCCCGCAUCACAGUCUGCCUGGGCUCCCUCCUCUUGGCGGGGGGGCUGCUCGCCGUCGCAUUCGCCCAGGAGAUUUCCAGCUCUUUCUACUACCUCGGCUUCUUCCUUAUGUCGGUUGGAGGACCCUGCAUCUUCAACAGCACCUACAGCUUCGGGGAGCUCUUCCCGAGCCAGUCAGCCGGGAUCAUUGGGGCCCUGUCGACAGGCUUCAACUCGUCCACGGUGGUCUUCUGCAUCUUCGGGGCGGUCAUCCACACCUUCGACGUCUCCCUCAAGUCCGUCUUCAUAGCUUAUACUGUCAUGCCCGUCAUCGUAUUCAUAUCCAGCGUGCUCCUAUUCCCGGAUCAGCCCUUUGAGUCGAGCAGCAAGGACGACGGUGAUCGCGCGCGGUUCAAUGGCGAGCUACAUCGUGUAUGGACCAUUACAAUGACGGAGGGCAAGUACCCCGCCGACGUGGAGGGCCCCAACGGCCAGAUCGCGGGCGCGGACUACGGGCGCCUCUCGCUCGACGAGGCCGGCCUCGAGGCGCCGUUGCUUGUCAAGGGCGCGCUCACGGGCGAACUGCCCCCAGAGCUCUCCUACUCCGGAGAAACUUCCGCUUCCGCCCCUCCCCGCAAGAAGCUCUUCCGGCGGCGCUCGUUCCGCUUCGACGACGGCCCGCCGGACAUCUACAACAGCGCCUUCUCGAAGCAGAUCAACUCGAGCGUUUAUUGGAGCAUGGCGCUCGUGACUGCCUACAUCGUGUUGCGCGUGAACUACUACAUCGAGACUUUGUAUGAGCAGCUGUUAUAUACUGCGAGGUUGCAGUAUCCCGGGGACAUCGACGCAGCCAGGGAGGCCGCCAGCUACUAUACAACGGUGUUCAACUAUCUGCUGCCCCCCGGGGGGCUUGCCAUGAUCCCGGUGGUGGGCUUUGUAUUGGUCGAGUGGGGCUUCGCGCCCAGCUUCCUUAUCAUCGCAAUCCUGCAUAUGCUCUUCUGCCUCGUCAACGCGUUUGACCGGCCGCCAAUCCAGCUUCAGGUGGUCGCUUUUGCCCUGUACGCGAUGGUCCGACCCUUCCUCUUUGGCAGCAUGGCCGCGUAUAUAGGCCGGCUGUUCGGGUUUAAAAACUUUGGUAAGCUAUAUGGCCUGAUGCGGGUGAUGGGCUCCCUCGCAGUGUCCCUGGAGUAUCCGCUCCAGCUGCUAUCUAUCCACACUUUUGAAGGCCGCUACAUUUACGUAAAUAUGGGCUUCAUAUUCAUAGGCCUCUUGCUAUUCGCUUAUCCGGUCUUCUUGUGGAAGAAGGUGUUUUACGGAAACUUCUUGCGCCCGCCGCUUGUGAAGCUGCAAAGCAUAGAAGAAUAGACCGACAAGCGCGCUUAUUAUAAUUAUCAUAGUAGAUAAGCACCAAGCGGUAGCUUAACAGGGUAUCUAGUACCUACGGUGUCCGGUAGCUAGGCACACGGUCAACCGCUAUAGUGGGACGCCUGGGUGCUAUUAGCGGCUUGACAACGCUUACGGCUAUUACUUCGCAAUUGCAGUGUCAGGCUCCAUAUAGGACCAGUUGAAGGUUUGAUCUUGAUCAGUUAAAGGGCGAGCUCAAGAGCCGCCCGUCUGUAAUAUUAGCGGCUGGGCAUUAAUACCGUAGAUUGGUAAGAGCGAACUCACGAUUUUAGGUUGACAUUGAUCACAUGAUCAACAUCGACCCUCAGGCAAACUAGGAUUCCAGAAGCUAUUAUUUUAAAUAUUGCUAAGUUGGAAGGGUCUAUAGGCUCAGACUAGCCAGAUAUCAGAGUGUUGGCCCUCUUAAGCUGCGGCAUGGUGUGGAAGUCGCUCAUCCCGCGAGCCAAUGGUCUUGCUGCUUUGAGCGCUUCAGCGAAGCAAAAAAGUUUGGGUCUGCCCGGCCGUGGUCCAGGC
Molecule: messenger RNA, 2594 nt
Organism: Klebsormidium nitens
Lineage: Eukaryota; Viridiplantae; Streptophyta; Klebsormidiophyceae; Klebsormidiales; Klebsormidiaceae
Source: the annotation of a GenBank genome assembly